AUGCCACAACUGCUACCAACACCAUUACCACCACAUCCUCCUCCUUCUCUGCCACCAUCACCACCACAACCACCACCACCACCACCUCCUCCUCCUCCACCCACACUAUUAUCUCUGCCACCAACACCACCACCAUCACGUUGCCACCGCCUCCAUCACCACCACAACCACCACCACAUCCUCCACCUCCACCUCCACCUACACCGCCACCACCACCACCACCACACCAUCUCCUCCUCCACCACCUCCACCUACAUUGCCACCACCAUCACCACGGCAUCACCACCUCCACCUCCACAACCGCCAUCACCACCACCACUACUACAACAUGAUUAG
Prunus armeniaca (apricot) is the source of this 336-nucleotide messenger RNA. The record is from the annotation of a GenBank genome assembly. NCBI's taxonomy places the organism in Eukaryota, Viridiplantae, Streptophyta, Magnoliopsida, Rosales, Rosaceae.